Molecule: messenger RNA, 3216 nt
Organism: Drosophila sulfurigaster albostrigata
Lineage: Eukaryota; Metazoa; Arthropoda; Insecta; Diptera; Drosophilidae
Exons: 3
Coding region: 1-3216 (1071 amino acids)
Biological process (GO): DNA integration
Molecular function (GO): nucleic acid binding
Source: RefSeq, a predicted model, not a curated record
AUGUCGACAACUGUUUCUGCGUUUUCGACAAGAGUCGCCCUCCAAGCAGACGAACAGCUCGACAGCCUACUUUCCAAAUUUUGGGAGGUGGAGGAUAUUCCAGCGAAGCUGAUAAAGGAGUCAGACUACGUUUGCGAAGAAAACUUCGUUAAGACUACUUCUCGUAGCAAAUGUGGCAGAUAUCGGGUGACUCUUCCAUUCCGGAAGCCCGAUGGCAUUGAACUGGGUCAUUCCAGAUCUAUAGCGCUGGCUCAAUUCCUCAAGAACGAGAAUCGUUUGUCAAGAAACGAUUCUCUAAAGGAACAGUACAAUGCCGUUCUCCAGGAGUACGUGGACUUGGGUCAUAUGACGAUUGGCACGACUCCUAAUUUCUACCUGCCUCACCACGCCGUGUUCAAACCAGAUAGCACCACAACGAAGGUGCGGGUCGUUUUCAACGCAUCUUGUCCAUCCUCAAAUGGCAAGAGUCUGAAUGAUAUCCUUCAUUCAGGGCCCAUUCUCCAAUCGGAUCUCACGUUGCAGAUCCUCCGAUGGCGAUACUAUCGAUAUGUGUUCAAUGCGGACAUAACGAAGAUGUAUCGCCAAAUCCUCAUGGACUCAAAGCACACACCGUUCCAACGAAUUCUGUUCCGCACGUCGGACGGUGAGAUCCGUGACUUUGAGUUGAACACAGUGACAUUCGGUGUCAACUUCAUUUCCAACAACAUGUACGUGGACGACGUCCUAGCGGGGAUACACACAAGAGAAGAGGCCAACCGGACCAUUGCGGAAGUGUGUGCAGCCCUGGACAGCGCUGGCUUCCCGCUGAGGAAGUGGACGUCGAACCAUAAGAGCGUGCUGAAGGACAUUCCAAAGGACCAUCUACUUCGAGAAGAUUUCCUCGAACUAGAAGACUCCAGUACGGCGAAAACUCUGGGCAUCAGGUGGCAAGCUCACGAUGACGAGUUCUUCAUGCCACCAGAAGUUGCCCAUCAGGACUCCUACACGAAGAGGGAAGUGCUCUCGCAAAUCGCUAAGCUUUUCGACCCAGCCGGGUGGCUGGCCCCUUUCGUUAUCCGAGCCAAGAUCUUCAUGCAGGAGAUCUGGCUGAGAACGCUCGAAUGGGACGAGCAUCUACCCACGGAUCUUUCACUCCAAUGGAAGGAGUACCUCCAGAGCUAUCCUGCUCUGGGAAAGAUCCGGAUUCCAAGAUGGGUCCAAUUCCAGACACGGGUGAAGCUCCAGUACCACGGAUUCUGUGAUGCAUCAGAAAGGGCGUACGGAGCAGCGAUCUACAUAUGUCCGUGUGGAGACGGCGAACAAGGUUUCCACACAUCUCCUUACUGCGAAGACAAAGCCCUCCUCCUGAAUCUGCCAGCAGAAAGUUUCCAGACUUUCUUUUGGACUGAUUCAACAAUUGUUCUCGCCUGGUUGAACAAGCCACCCUGCAGAUGGACAACCUUUGUGGCCAAUCGCGUGGCCAAGAUCGUCCAAGCCAGCGACGCCAAGAACUGGUCGCAUGUGCGAUCCGAGCACAAUCCGGCAGAUCUCGCAAGCCGAGGUGUCCUGCCACAAGAAUUGAUGCGUAAUCCUUUGUGGUGGCAUGGACCAGAGUGGCUUCAUCUCCCGUCGGAUCAAUGGCCAACAUCUCCAAGUCCCAUUUCGGAGACUCUGCUGGAGCAACGGAUGAAGUGCAACGUCGCUAAGUUACCUCCUACUCCUGACUUCCUAAAUAAGUUCUCUGAGUUUGGCAAGGCAUUGCGCACAUCCGCCUAUGUCCUCAGAUUCAUCGAUAGGAGUCGGAAGUUGGCAGUUCCCAGCUCUAUCGUGGUCCAGGCGGAUGAGCUGUCACGGAUCCAAGAGCGGCUAAUCGUCAUGGCUCAACGACACACUUUCCAACAGGAAUACCAAUGUCUGCAGUCCAAGCAGCAGGUUCCUUCCUCAAGUUCAAUCCGAAACUUGAACCCUUUCCUCGAUGGCAAGGGGAUUCUACGGGCCUGUGGGCGUCUGAGGGCGUCCCACUCGCUGCGUUACGAUGAGAGUCAUCCAAUCAUCCUCUCGUAUUCCUCGUCCUUUGCACGACUACUGGUUCGUUUCACCCAUCGUAUAUCCUUACAUGGGGGUAACCAAGUCGUCAUGCGGCUGAUCCGUUCCAGAUUCUGGAUACCAAAAUUGAAGGUCCUCGUUAAAUCCACCAUCAACUCCUGCAAGGUUUGCGUCAUCUACAAGAAGAGAUUGCAGACCCAAAUGAUGGGGGACUUGCCCAAGGAAAGGGCGUCCUACUCGAGACCUUUCACGCACACUGGAGUCGACUUCGCCGGCCCAUUCGAAAUAAAGAAUUACACUGGCCGAGCCUUCCUCAUCACCAAAGGGUAUGUCUGCGUCUUCGUGUGCUUUAGCACGAAGGCGAUCCACUUGGAGGCAACAUCGGAUCUCACGACGGAGAAAUUCCUGGCCGCAUUCUCCCGUUUCAUCGCACGGCGCGGGUGUCCACACCAAAUGUACUCGGACAACGGGAAAACCUUCGUUGGAGCUGACAAGGUGAUCUCCAACGACUUCUUGGAAGCGACGAGGGAGUGCAUCAUCGCACAACUCGCCCACAAGAGCCUAUCCUGGCACUUCAACCCGCCGGGCGCCCCACAUAUGGGUGGAUUAUGGGAAGCCGGCGUAAAGAGUUUUAAGGCACUCUUUUACAAGGCGACAUCCACCUCGAAAUAUACGUUCGAAGAGUUGUCCACUCUUCUCGCUAAGAUCGAAGCCUGCCUGAAUUCGAGGCCGAUUUCCCCUAUGUCCGAGGAUCCGUCGGAUUUACUAGCGCUCACUCCUGGCCAUUUCCUCAUAGGUGGCCCUCUUAUUUCGGUGUUGGAACCACCAAUUAACCAACCGGCCACCUCCAUCCUCAAUCGAUGGCAGCGAUUGAAGGCUCUUCACCAACAAUUUUGUUUCCGUUGGAAAGAUGAGUACCUGAAGGAGCUGCACAAACGGACGAAAUGGCAAUCCCCUACCCGGAACCUUCGGAUCGGUGACAUGGUCGUCAUAAAGGAAGACAACCUCCCCUCGAACGAGUGGCGCCUAGGACGGGUGCUGACGACGUGUCCAGGCACCGACUCCAAGGUCCGAGUGGUAGAUGUGCUCACGGCGCGGGGUACCAUCCGAAGACCCGUUGCCAAACUUAUUCUACUCCCGAUGGACAGCAAGACUGACCCCUCCACGUCAGAAGGACUGAAGGACGAAUAA